AUGCUCCAUGCCUUGCCACCAGAAUUGUUUUCUAUGGUUUUGGAAUACUUCUACCGAAAUGAGGAUCUGAAAAACCUCUGCUUGGUCUCAAAAGCCCUGCACUCAGCGACUAUACCACGACUAUAUCGAUCGAUCGGUCUUAUUUCGAGAAACGAGGAUAAUUUGAGUGACUUGAACCUUGGGUCUCUCUCUCGCUAUCUCAAAUUUACAAGGGAGGUCAUUUUGAUCGCGGAGUUCCGUCAAUUGCUACGUUAUCGCUGUCACGACCAUGACUCUGAUGACUCUGAUGACUCGAAUGUCGAAUAUGAUUCCUCCAGCGACGAAACGGAACUCGAAUAUCAAGAAAUUCCUCGAGGACUUUCUGUUGGGGAAGAUGAAAACGGAGGUGUACCUUGUGACGAGGACCAGGAGAAUCAGCCAAACAACAUAUCCCAGCUAUCAGAGUGGCGCAACGAUCGUUCUGAUAUCUCUUCAAACGGACAUUCUCAUGCCGACUUCCCUGAGGGAGACUCGGAUGACCUCACGUGGCAAGAAUGGACGCCACAUGGGCAGUUUAUGAAGAUUCUGGCGUCAAGAAUACGACCAUUUCUGGAUUUGAUUCCGGAUGGUAGGUUGGAAAGGUUCAGCUGGAAUCUCGGUACCUGUGUUCCCGGAGCCGUAAUCGAAUACCUCAGCACGAAACAGACACAAAUCGUUCAUCUAGAGGUCAUCACCGACACGACUUGUCUAGGUCUAGAUUAUUUAAAUAUGUACGAUUUGUACGGAUUCAAGAAACUUCGGCGCCUUCGCUUGAUUACGCCUACCUUUAUUCAGGACCCGGAAUACUCCCUUGGAGGAUUAUUCCACAACAACGCUUCGACAUUAGAGGAAAUCGAGAUUAACGAGGUUGGCCAUGGAGGACUAAAAAGCAGAGUUCCGGGACAAAACAAACUGCUUCAUCAAAUGCUGGCGCUUCCUCCAGGGGAAAUGCAACAAUUGUUUCCGUCACUGAAGAAUUUAACUCUGAGCGCGGUUUCCUUGGAAAAUGGCGGUGAUGUUAUGCCAUCUGUUUUCUCUUUGAAUUGCCUGCAUUCGCUAGCUUUGAGAAACUGUGAAGGAUCAGCUGGCUUACUCAAAGCGCUCGGGUCAGACGACGUGUUGCCGCACUCAAUGAGACUCAAGUCCUUUGAAUAUCUUGCUAAUGGCAUGUUGGGAGAGUCCUGGGCCAUGGACUCUAUUGCGAACUUUCUCAUAUCUUUCGAAGGGCUCCAGGAUUUGUUCCUGUCUUUCCUUGACGUCUUUGAAAACAGUCUCCUAAAUAACCCCUCGGCGAAAUCCAACGCAGGCAUCAUUGAGGUUCCAAUUCCCCAUGUUUACCCAACUCUUAAGAGAAACCCCGAAUCUCAUUUGUUUGGGGCUUAG
Molecule: messenger RNA, 1401 nt
Organism: Penicillium antarcticum
Lineage: Eukaryota; Fungi; Ascomycota; Eurotiomycetes; Eurotiales; Aspergillaceae
Exons: 4
Coding region: 1-1401 (466 amino acids)
Source: RefSeq, a predicted model, not a curated record